This is a messenger RNA of Mus musculus (house mouse), 25290 nucleotides long. RefSeq names its product X-linked inhibitor of apoptosis (gene Xiap). Gene Ontology annotation, molecular function: protein serine/threonine kinase binding; identical protein binding; ubiquitin-protein transferase activity. Gene Ontology annotation, cellular component: nucleus; nucleoplasm; nucleolus. NCBI's taxonomy places the organism in Eukaryota, Metazoa, Chordata, Mammalia, Rodentia, Muridae. The transcript is spliced from 7 exons. Gene Ontology annotation, biological process: DNA damage response; positive regulation of type I interferon production; positive regulation of canonical NF-kappaB signal transduction. The coding region runs from base 19296 to 20786 and encodes 496 amino acids. The record is from RefSeq and is a predicted model, not a curated record.
UAGUUGCUGGGAUUUGAACUCAGGACCUCUGGAAGAGCAGUCGGUGCUCUUAACCACUGAGCCAUCUCUCCAGCCCUGCAUUUAAUUUUAAACUUACUAUUUUGUGGAAGUCUCAGUGGCAGUUGCUGGCCUGUUCUGUUUUGUGUUAUAGGUGCAGAAUAGGUUUCAAAAGGGGAAGAAGCAAGCUCAGGGGUUUGAGAUUAAGAAAAUUUUGGGGAGCUCAAUAGUGGUAGUGUCAAAUAUCAAAGCAUAGAUAAAUAGCAACAUAUUGACACUGAACUGACCUCAGUAUCUUAGCCCCAUAUGGUGGCACACGUCUAUAAUCCCAGCACUUGGGAGGCAGAGGCAACUGGAUCUCAUGAGUUUUAGGUCAGCCUGGUCUACAAAGUGACUUUGGGGCCAACCAGAGCUAUCUAACAUAACACCUUUUCUCAAAAAGACAUUGGCUGUCAUAGUAUAUGUAGUUCUUGGUAAUAAGAAUAAUUGUUAACCCAGGAUUCAUCAGUUAAGAGCACUUGCUGCACUCUACAGGACGAAUUGGGUCCCCAGCAGCACAUCCUGUGCCUCACACCUACCUGUAACUCCAGUUCAACUUCUAGGGGACAGCUUCAUACUCCUGGCAUAGAUGUGUGGGUACACGCAUGCACACGCACACACACACAAAUUUAAAACUUAUUGGCUGAAUGGUUCUGGUUGUACAAAGAAAUUUCUUGGAUUAAAGGGAAAGUUAAAACUUCUAAGGUGUCCAGAGUAAAAUUUAAAAAAAAAAGUGUUUUCUAAAUUCUGAUGAAGUAGUUGAUGAUUAUUGUACUAGACACAGAAGUUUUUUGGUUUUCGAGACAGGGUUUCUCUGUGUAGCCCUGGCUGUCCUGGAACUCACUCUGUAGACCAGGCUGGCCUCGAACUCAGAAAUCUGCCUGCCUCUGCCUCCCAAGUGCUGUGAUUAAAGGCAUGCACCACCACUGCCUGGCUUCACCUUAUUUUUUAGGCUUAAUUUUAGUGUGUGUGUAUAUGUGUGUGUCUGUCUCUGUAUCACAUGUAUAUGUGGGUACAUAUCCCAUGGUAGUAUAUAUGUAGAAUUAGUGCCUUUCAUCCACCUUUAUGGUGAUUAAAUUCAAGGAAUCAGGCUUUUAUGGCAAGCUGUUUUACUCAGUGAAACAUCUUUCAAACCCUGUGUCUUUGUGUUUGAGAGUAUUUUUGCCUGCCUGGUUUUCACUAUGUACCUCAGGGAGGCCUUGAAUUUGGGAUCUUCCUCCUCAGCCUCAUGUGAGGCUGGGACUAUAGAUGUGAUGUACUGACUCCUCUACCUGCUUCAUGGUCUGGUUGUACAGUUAUAUUGAAGAAGAUGAUAGAUGGUGAAAAACAGUUACUGAUUGUACAGUGCAACGGAAAUAAGUAACUCUGAUCCAGAUAGUUGGACUGAGUUCAGACUUUGUAGUUUUGAAGUAUGACAGUCUGCUAUGUAGCCCAGGAGGGACUUUUGUGAGACAGAGUCUCUCUGUGUAACAAACAACCUUGCAUGUCCUAGAACUCAUAGAAAUCUACCUGCCUCUGCCUCCCGAGUGCUGGGAUUAAAGGCGUGCACCACCACGCCCGGUUUGGGAUAAUUUUAAUCACCAUAGAUGGAGAAAAAAAGAUACUUACAACAAAAGCAAAUGUGCAUCCACCACCUCUUGGACUUGAAUUCUUUUUUUUUUUUUUUUUUUUUUUUUGGUUUUUCGAGACAGGGUUUCUCUGUGUAGCCCUGGCUAUCCUGGAACUCACUUUGUAGACCAAGCUGGCCUCAAACUCAGAAAUCCGCCUGCCUCUGCCUCCCGAGUGCUGGGAUUAAAGGCGUGUGCCACACCACACCCGACUAGAUUUGAAUUCUUAAUCUUUCCAUUGUAGCUUCCUGGUCUCUUGAGUGCUAGUAUUAUAGGCCUGAUAUAGCCAUGCCAGGUUAAGAUAGACUUUUUGUUAGAGAUGGUAUGUAGACUUGGACAGUCUUGAAUUCAUGGUCAGUUUUCCUAUUUCUUUUCUUUUUUCUUUUUUUUUUUCUUUCUGAUUUUUCGAGACAGGGUUUCUCUGUGUAGUCCUGGCUGUCCUGGAACUCACUCUGUAGACCAGGCUGGCCUCUAACUCAGAAAUUCGCCUGCCUCUGCCUCCCAAGUGCUGGGAUUAAAGGUGUGUGCCACCACUGCCCAGCCCAGUUUUUCUAUUUCUGAUUUUUGAGUACUGGUAUUAUAUGCCACCAUGUCUGACUAAGACUGAAUUUUUUUUUAAGACUAUUUGGUUAAAUGGAGAAAAGAUCUACUUCGCAUCUGUACUUAUAUAUGUAAUUUACAUUUUUAUAUUUCUAUAAUCAUUUUAGUUACUUGGAACCUGUCCAGGAUGGGACACUACUAUAAUUCCAUUACUCAUUAUGAGCAGAGACAGGAAGACCUUGAACUCAUAGACAGCCUUAGCUACAUAGUAAACCCCAUCUCAAAGUGAACAGGCUAGGCCUCUCACCUUGCAUUCGUUCCUAGGUCAUACUUUAGAACUUUCCCAAGCACAGGAAGGUUAGGAAGCCUUCCAUUCUCAUAGCUCAGGAGAGUCUGCCAAGGAUGUUGAUAGGAAUUUCUUUAGAAUUCUGUUAGUCACAAGAAUUUGUGUUUGAAUCUUGAUUCCUUUUUGUCUUUCAUUUGCCACAUUACAUCUGAUGAGUAACCACCAGGGAGAAGUAGAGUUUGCCCAUUUUAUAUAUGAAAGCUGUGAGUGUGUGUGUGUCUUAUCAACGAAAUCAGAUAUCACGUAUCAAACCAUUCUAAGUUAUAAGAGAACAUUGACAAAUUUUAGUUAUUAUCAAAGGAAACAUGGUAGAAGAAAAGAGGGCAGAAUAUAGAAAAUAACCUAAAUUAAGGUGAUUUCUCAUUUCAUUUCAGGACAGUUUUUGGAUUAUAACAUUUUAUCUGCAGCUAAGCAUUUAGCUAUAUAAUGGUAACAAGGAAAAUAAAAAUUUCGAGAUAGUGUUUGGUACUCGGGGACAUUAAAUAUGUACUUUUAAGUCUAGGUUAUCUUUACUGAGGUAGAUUACUUUGUCCGUUUAUAAGUUAAAAGCCAGGCAGAGCUAGGCUUGUUGGUGCAUUGCUAUAUAUAAUACAAGCACUUGGGAUAUGAAGGCAGGAGGAUCAGGAGUUCUAGGCCAGCCUGCGAUACAUAGUAAGUUUUAAGUCAGACUUUCAUGACAGCCUACCUUAAAAAAAAAAGUAAAAUAAAUUAAAUGAAAAUAAAACCUAGUCAGGAUAAUCCUACCAAAUGUUUUACUAUAGACAACAAUGUUGUUUAUAGAUAGAGCAAAAUGUUUUUAUAAUGGGAAAAAGAAAAAAGGCUGCCAUGCGGGCGGGGUGGUGCACGCCUUUAAUCCCAGCACUUGGGAGGCAGGCAGAUUUCUGAGUUCGAGGCCAGCCUGGUCUACAGAGUGAGUUCCAGGACAGCCAGGACUAUACAGAGAAACCCUGACUCAAAAAAAUCAAAAAAUCAAAAAAAGAAAAAAGGCUCCCAUCAGGAAUUUGUUUCAAAGACCUGGCAUUGGGGGGGGGGGUACACACUUGUUAUCACAGUACUCAAGAGACUGAAAGAGGAAGAUCAUAACUUUUGAGGCUAGUCUGCACUACAUACCCAGUAUGGCAUUAUCUCAGAGAAGGAGAUAGGGGAGGGACUCUGUGAAGAGGACCAGGAGAAGGGCAGCUAUUGGGAUGUAAAAAUAGUAAAAAGACAGCUAAAUAGCCAGGCCUAGCAGCACAAAUCUGCACAUUUGUAAUCCUCACACUUGGGAGAAAGAGGCAGGUGAAUCAACAUCAGUGCUGGUGAGAUGAAUCAGUGUACAAAGUUGCUGGCCACCAAGCCUGACCCCCGAGGUAAUCCCUAACCCACGUAGUGAAAUGAGAGCUGGCAACUGUUAAGUUUAUGACCUCCCUCCUUCCUGCUAGAAAACAAGUAUAUGGCUAGCCUGGGCUAUGUGAGGCCCUGUCUCAAAAGUAAACAAAACAAUUUGUUUCAGCACUUGCGUGCAAGCGAUUUCUAACAUGAACAUAAAAUAAAAAUACUUUAUUCUUGGAUCUAAGAGUACAACCCUGGUAGAAUAUUUUCCUCAUGUGCAUGGGCCUUGGCUUCUUUUCUAAGGAUUGAAUAAUAGUAAUAAUUUAUUCUGAGAAAUUUUUAGGGUGGGUAAUUAACCCAUUUACCAAAUCACCCACUAAAUGAACACCCAACAUGGCGUUAUGGGAUCACCUGAUUGUAAUUAUUAUACCCUGAUCACUGUCAGAAUAAGUUACCUAAUUGACUAUAGAAGAUCAGGAUAACCUGUAAUUCUCUCUAUGGCCUUGGUCAAUUUUUCAUUUCUAUAUGCCUUAGUAUCUUAAUCUGUGAAAGGAAUGACUUCUGUUAUCCUGAUUAACAUGUAGUACAUUUCAUGAAUUGUUUUUUAAUAUUUUGAGACCAUCUCAUUUUUUACCUCUGACUGGCCUGGACCCCACAGACGUCUUGCUGUCCCAAGGCAUGUCCCAGCUCAUUGUGUGCAAUUUAGUUUGUGAAUGUUUAUAAACAUAAAAUACUUUUAAUUUUCAGUAUAAUUGUAUCUCAACCUCUGUCCCUUUAUAAAAGGUAUAUGAGGAAUAAAAUGAAGAGUAAACAAAAGUUAUUUGAGGUUCAGUUUUGGCUUGAAGAGGCAUAGUCCAUUGUGUAUAUUAAGCCUCUAAAAUCAUACGCCCUUUUUCUUCCUUCCCUUUCCCUUUCCCUUUCCCUUUCCCUUUCCCUUUCCCUUUCCCUUUCCCUUUCCCGUUCCCGUUCCCGUUCCCGUUCCCUUUCCCUUUCCCUUUCCCUUUCCCUUUCCCUUUCCCUUUCCCUUUCCCUUUCCCUUUCCCUUUCCCUUCCUUCCUUCCUUUCUCUUUUUGGAGACAGGGUUUCCCUAUGUAUUUCUGGGGGAGUGCCCUAGAACUCAUUAUGUAGACCAGGCUGCCCUCAGAUUCACAGAUUUGCCCGCUGCUGUCUCUCUAGUGCUAAGAUUAAAGGUGUGCAUCACCAAAAUCCUCCUAAUUAUUUUUUACAAGGCAAUAAAUGAAUGGUUAGAGAUCAGUUAAAAAUACUUUUCAACUUGAAAACUAAUGAGCUAGAUCCAAAUGUGACUUGUAAGCUAAAGCAGGGCACAUUGAAGGCCAGCCUGAAGUACAUAGUGAGUUCUAGGCAAACCUGUUCUACAGACUAAGAUUCUAUCUCAAAAAUAGAUUUUCAUUCACUCCAAUAAAGUAGCAGUCAGAAAGUAACUGGUCUUUUAACCCGUUUUGUGGCUGAGUUCUUUCCAUCUAAACAGUGCAAGUGUCAGAAAUGUGUCCUGCCCAUCACUGAGACUCUACCUUUAUCGUCUGUCUCUUGUCUAACCUGGUGAUCAACAAUAAUGACAUCAGUUUACAAUUUCUCCUCUUGUAUGUUUUCCUCCUAGACAGUAGCAAACUGGCAACAAAUCUCAGGUAGCAAAGUAAAGAAAGAACCUUUCUCUCUUCCCAUAAUUUAUGAAAAUUGUCUUCAAUAAAAAGUCAAAGCCUGGCAGUACAAGGUCUCAAUACUCAGUUAAUUUGGUUAAUGUAUUCACAGAUGAAGCAUUUUGACAUGGACAGUAGCCAGAUGGCACUCUAUCUGGUGGGCAGGAUUGUAUGAUGGCCCCCUGAUAAAUUAAAAGUAUACCUGCUUAGUCUUUUGAUUAGAAUUCAGAAUGCUUGCUGGAUAAAAUUUAAGUGGUGAAAGAAGGAAAGAAAGGAGAAAAUAAAUCAGCAUUAGCAUUACUCAGCUACCUUUUCGGGUUGGAGGAGGGAGAGGGCCUAUUGCUUUACAGGUUGCAGGCCAUCAUUGAGGGAAGUCUGGGCAGGAACCUGGAGCUCAGCCUUCUCUCUUUUUUAGUAAUUAAUUAAUUUAUUUAUUUAUUCACUUGAGAUCCAGUCACACACACUCCCCAAUGGCUCAGCUGUUAAAUGCUAGGCUCACAACCAAAAAUAUAAGAGAUAACAUUUUGUUUUAGUGAUAGGGUCUCACACUGUGGCUCAGGCUUGCUUGGAAAUCACUGUGUAUCCCAGGCUCACUUCAAACAUUGAGUCGUUUUCCUGCUUCAACCUUUUCAAUGUGGAAAUUAUAUACUUGUGAGUCACUGUGCCGUGCAACAAUAGAAUUUCAGUGUAUAACGUUGCCACUUUAUGCUUUUAUUAUUGAGUUAGAUGGUUUACAUCGUCGUCAUCAUCAUCAUCAUGCUGGGGCUCCCAGGACCUCCUGCAUGCUAAGUAGGCAUUGUAGCAAUUAGUUAUACCAAAGACUUAUACCUAGCUUUUUAACUUAAUAGAGUAUCCUGACAAUAUAUCUGUUAUCAUUUAGUAUUCAUCUAAAACCUGAGCUUCGGGGGGCUUUUGUUGUUGUUUGCUGUUUCUGGGGAUGGAAUGCCCAUGCAUAUUGGACAAAUGUUCUACCACUGACUACAGCACCCCUGGUCCUAAAGUCUAGGAUUUGAGGGUUUUUUUUUCCCCUUGGUUUUUCGAGACAGGGUUUCUCUGUGUAGCCUUGGCUGUCUUGGAACUCACUUUGUAGACUAGGCUGACCUCGAACUCAGAGAUCCCCUCUGCCUCCCAAGUGCUGGGAUUAAAGGUGUGUGCCACCACACCCAGACACUUGAGGGUCUUUUUAGUGUGUGUAUGUCUUAUAAUGUUUUGCAGGGGAGGGGUGAGUGAAUUGGGGGGGACAUAGGUGCCACAGCAUGCAUGUAGAAGUUAGAGGGACACUUUGUGGAAUCAGUUACCGUUCUCCCUCCCUUCUUUCUCUCCUUCUGUCCAUCAGUAUAUCUAUCUUCCCUCCCUCCCUCCCUUCCCCCCUCCAUCCCUACCUUCCUGCUUUUACCUAGGAACUGUAGAUUAAACUCAGGGUGCCAGGCCUUUACCUGAUGAGCCAUCUCACCUGACCAACCUAAGUUUAUAGUGGUUGUAUAUGGUUCCAUAUUAUUAUAGUGGUUGUAUAUGGUUCCACAUUACCUUAGUACUGUCUUCUGUUUAAUAUUGUGGCUUUGGUUUUGUUUUAGGGGGUGGUUUUAUUGUUGUUUUGAGACUUGGUUUCUUUGUGUAGCCCUGGAUGUCCUAAAACUAGCUCUGUAAAUCAGACUGGCCUCAAACUCACAGAGACCUACCUGUCUGACUCUGCCUCCUGUGUUCUAAGAUCAAAGUCAUGUGCCAACCACUGCCGGUGAAUAUUCUGGUUAUGUAUAUUUAUGAAUAGCACCUUUUAUGUUAUUUCUGUUACUGACAGUUGAACCCAGGUCCUUGCAUAUGAUAAGCUCACUUUGUAUACUGUUUUUUGUUUGUCUUUUGAGGCAGGGUUUUCCUGUAGUCCUGACUAGCUAGCCUCUAGUUUAGCAGGACUUAGCUAACUUAGCUACUAUGGUGGUUUGAAUGAAAAUGGCUCCCAUAGACUCAUAGGGAGUGAUUGUUGAAGUAGCCUUGUUGAAGUAGGUGUGGCCUUGUUGGAGAAAGUGUGUCACUCUGGGUAUGAGAUUCAGAAGCUCAAGCCAGGCCCAGUGGCUCUUUUCCUGCUGAUCCAAAUGUAGAGCUCUCAGGUUCCUUCUCUAGCACAGUGUCUGCCUGGACGCUGCCAUGCUUUCUGCCAUGAUGAUAACGGACUAAACCUCUGAACUGUAAGCCAGCUGCAGUUAAAUGCUUUUCUUUAUAAGAAUUGCCUUGGUCAUGGUGUCUCUUCACAGCAAUAACCCACUGACUGAGACAGCCAUGAUCUGGUUUUAUUUCCCUGAGUGUAACGUAUCAGUAUUAGUUUUUGUCUUUUGUCCCAUACCUUUACAUGUAUGUGAGUUACAUUGAUUUGUGAUACUGAUCAUUGCCAAAUAAGGUAAAAAUACCAUUUUGUCACAAUGAAACCCAUCACAUUGAAUAGGAAUUUAAAAGUUGUUUUGAUUACAAAUGAGAUUUAAUAGUUUUGCAUAUAUUUUCAAAUCUUUAUUGUACCUAUUUGUAAAUAUUCUGAUUUGCUGUUGCCACAUUCAUCUCUUUCUAGGUAGAAUUAUAAGUGAAUUCGUGACUUUCCUUAAAGCCACUCUUGGACUGGGCUGGUGAAAUGGCUCAGCUGGUAAGAGCACUGACUGCUCUUCCAAAGGUCCUGAGUUCAAAUCCCAGCAACCACAUGGUGGCUCACAACUACCUGUAAUGAGAUCUGACACCCUCUUCUGGAGUGUCUGAAGACAGCUACAGUGUACUCACAUACAUUAAAUAAAUAAAUAAAUAAAUAUUUUUUAAAAAGCCACUGUUGGUUAUGAAAACAUGAUGGAUUAGAAGGAGGUACUACUGAUACAAGAUCCAUUUCUACUUGAGAGCAUUUAAUAUUGGUGUGAAAAACAAGUAAGAUACAAACAGAUUUAGCCAGGGCCUUCCCUAUUAACAUUGUAUUUAUUUAGAGAGUGAGCAUGCUGUAUACACCUGAAUUUUGGAGAUGAGCGAACAACCUUUGGGAGUUGGUUCUCUGCUACCAUGUUGGUCCUAGGCUUGAUGGAAUUGGUCCACUGACCCAUUUUGCCAGCACAGGGCAUUCUAUUUUUAUUAACUUUUUUUUUCCCGGUUUUUCGAGGCAGGGUUUCUCUGUGUAGGCCUGACUGUCCUGGAAUUCUCUAUGUAGCUAGCCUCGAACUCAGAGAUCUGCCUGCCUCUGCCUCCCAAGUGCUGGGAUUAAAGGCAUGUGGCACCACUGCCCGGCUGAUAUUGUUGAUAGUAGUUAGAAAUUGUGAACUUGAUGUCCAGCAACCAGAGUGGGUAUACUGACUCCCACUUGUAAUUCCAGCACUCAGGAGGCUUUGAGUUUGAAACCAAUGCAUGCUAAGUAGUGAGUGAGUAAUAAGACAUUAAGUCCUUUUCCCCAACCUCAAAGUGCAGUAGUGAAGUGCAUAGCUAUAGAGUAGAGAGCUACUGGGCUAAUGAAAUCAAUAGAUAGCUCUCAAAAGAUGAAAUAUUAAUAGCCAAUAAACAUAAAAGUGUCCACUAUCCUCAGCCAUAAAGAAAAUAGAAAUAAAACAGCACUGAGAUACCAUUUCAUAUCAGUCAAAAUGGCCUUUUUUUUUUUUUUUUUUUUUUUUUUUUUGGUUUUUCGAGACAGGGUUUCCCUGGAACUCACUUUGUAGACCAGGCUGGCCUCGAACUCAGAAAUCCACCUGCCUCUGCCUCCCGAGUGCUGGGAUUAAAGGCAUGCGCCACCAUACCUGGCUAAAAAUGGCCAUUUUUAAUGUGUAUUAUUUUCAAUAUUUCCUCUAGAUAAAUUCAUAGACAAAGUUUUUAAGAUGACAGUAUUCAUGUUUAAAGUUUUGUUUUUUUUUUUUAACAUACACUGCCAGGAUACUUUCCAGGACAGUGGGCCAAUUUUAUUCUUCCCGUGGUAACUAUUUAUAUCAAAUAGUUUAUAUCAAUGUUUUUAUUAAUUUGAGAAUAUCAUAUAAUAUAUUUUGACAGUAUUCACCCUUACUCCUUUUACAGAAUGGCUGUUAGUAAAACAAACAAAACAAAACCCUAGCAAAUGUUGAGAAUUGGAGUAUGGAGAGAAGGGAGCCUUCACUUGCUGGUGGGGGAAUGUGAAUUAGUCUAGCCACUAUAGAAACCUGGAGGUUUUUCAGAAAAGUAUACUUUUACUUUUUCUUUUCAUGUAGGGUCUCUUGUGGCCAGAGAUGCUCUUGAAUUCCUUAUCCUCCUGCCUCCACCUCCCAUGUGCUGGGAUGAGCAGCCCGUGCCAGCACACCUCACUUUGUUUAUUUGCCUGUAUGUUUAUUGAAGCAGGUCUCAUUCUGUAGCACAGGUUGGUCUGGAACUCUCUGUAACCCUGCUGGCUGUGAGGUUGUGGCUAUUCUCCUGCCUCUCCCUCCUAAAUGAAGUUAAACACGUGUGCCACUACUGGAUGUCUAGAGACUUUUGAAAUGCCUAUACAUGCUUCUGUAUUCCUAGACCAUUUUUGGAAGGAUACAUAAGAGACUAGUGAGAGUGAUUGAUUGCUUCUAGGAAGGGCCCUGGAGGUUUAAGGUACAGGAGUGGAUAGAUAGAGGUUGAAUUCGUUAGGUGGUUUAUGUCCACUUAAUAGGUGUUUUUAAAGUCAAAGUCACACUGUAAAACAAUUAGUUGUUCUGUACCUUAUUUGAAAAUAGGGUUUUCAUAGAAAAAUCAAUUUAAGAUGAUACCAUCAGAGUGAACUCUAGUUUAUUCUGGCUGCCCUGGCUGUUCUGGAACUCCCUAUGUAAACCAGGUUGGCCUUGAUUUCACAGAUCUGCCUGUCUCUGUCUCCCAAGUGCUAAGCUUAGAGGUAUGUACCACCAUUCCCAGCAAAGCUACUUCUUAAUGUAUUUUUACCACAUCGAGAAAAUAUCCUUCAAAUUUGAAUAUUUUGUUUAUUCAUUGUUUUAAAUAGCACACAAUUAUUAUAAAAGCAUCCAUACAUAAUUAAUAGACCAUAGGAACUUUUGUUUCUUUCUUAUAUUCUUAAAUUUUUGUAUGUAAUUAUAUUUUAUUACUUGUGUGCAUUGUACCAUAAAUAUUAAAGAGUUCUGCCAAAAAGAAAGUAGGUGUUCUAAGUGUGUAUGUGGGGAGUGAUCUAUAAACUAUCAAUGACAGGUAGAUACUACAUAGUUAAUCUUAAUCUUUAUUAUUAUCUUAUAUAUACUAGUGUUUUGUUUGCAUGUGUGUGUAUGGGCACAUGAGUACCUGAUUUCUCCAGAGGCAAGAGGGCUAUUGGAUCCCCUGGAAAUAGAGUUACAUACAGUUGUGAGCUGCCAUAUUGGUGCUAGGAGCUGACCCCAAGUCCUCUGAAAGAACAGCCAGUGAUCUUAAUUGCUAAGUUAUCUCUCAUGCAUCCUAUGUAUGUUUUUUAAGAUGGGGUUUGUGGUAUAAUCCUACUAAAAACCCAUCAAGUCAGGCUAAGGAUAUAGCUCCAUGAUAGAGCACUGGCCCCCAAUAUGAUCCACAGGAGAACAUACACAACAAAAAGAAGAGAAUGCAAAGUCUUUAUGUAAAAACAUAUACUAGGAUUUUGUUUGUGUAAAAUGAUUUUUCUAUCUAAAACAUUAUGGUACUAGAACUCAUUAAAAGAAUAUAAAUGUGUUAGGCAUAGCUUUCUGCAGUCCCAGUUUAUGAAAGGCUGAGGCAGGAGGAUGGUGAGUUUAUUGCUAGCUCUAGACAAACCUGGGCUAACCUCUGAUAAAACCUUGUUUCAACUCUCCCCUUGCUCCCAUAAAAUAAAUAAAUGCACACCAGAAGCUUGAAAUGAUGCUACAGGCCUGUAAUCCUAGCACUUAGAGAGCUAAAGAGGAGGAUGACAAGUUCAGUAGCUUGCCUGGACUACAAAGCAGGGUCAAGGUGAGUCUGCUGAGUGAUAGCUACCCGGUCUCAGACUUUAGAAUGGGCUAGUGAGAUGCCUCAGCAGUUAAAGAAAGCAUUGCUGUGCUAGCCGGCUGAAUCAAGUUCAGUCCCCAGAAGCCGUGCAGAGGUGGGAGGAAGAGCUGACUCCAUCCACAAAGCUCCACUCUGGCUCUGUAUACUCAUGCUCUGGAUUGCGUAUGCCUUUCCCCCAAGUGUGCACAUAAAGUUAAGUUUUGAAGGUAAGUGAAAAUGUUAAAACCCUAAGAUAGGUGAGGAUAUAAUCCAGCCUUCUGUCUCUUUCUUGCCUAGUACUUGUAAGGUUAGUCUCCAGCACCACAAAGCAACAAAAAGCUUACUAAUAUUACAAAUAAGCAGACAAGAAUUCCAGUAAGACUGAAAAGUAGGGCUAUAUUAUGAAAGGAGUCUCAUUAUAGAGGCAAUGAAAUUUACCUUUUAAAACUAUUUAGAGUUGCCAGGAGGUGGUGGGACAUGUAUUCCCAGUGCUCGGAGGCGGGGGCAGGUGGAUGUCUUGAUUUCGAGGCCAUUCUGGUUUGCAGAGUGAGGUCCAGGACAGUCAGGACUGCACAUGGAAACCCAGUCUCUAAAAAUAAAACAAAAAAGAAAAGAAAUAAAAAUGCAACCAGACUAAAGAUGAUGUACGUCUUUAAUCUCAGCACUCAGGAGACAGAGGCAGGUGGAUCUCUGUAUUCAAGACCAGCCAGAGCUACAUAGUAAGACCUUGUCUCAAAAUAAAAUAAAAGAAUAGGGGCCGAUAAGAUAGGUCAGCAGUAAAAUAUGCGUUGUCUGCCAAGUAUCAUGACCUGAGUUCAAUCCCGUGGGCACACAUGAUGAAAGAAGGGAUCUGAUCCCUGCAUGUUGUUCUCUGAUUUCCACAUGCAUGGUGUGGUACAAGCUCCCUGACCUACAAAAUAAAUGAAUAGAACUUUUAAAUAUACAAGAGCCUAGUGUGGAACACAUCCUUAAACCCAGCAGUUAGGAGAUGAUAGUCAAAGGGCCCUGAGUUCAAGGCUGCCCUGGGCUACAUAGGAUGCUGCCCUCCUUCCUCAUUUUUCCUGUUUCCCUCAAAAAUAGAAUAAUAACAACAAUAAAGUAGUAGUAAUACUUGGAAGCAUAAGAGCAGAGAUUGUCACUAGAAUUUAUAUGCCUAAGAAAAAAUUAAUUGGGCUCUGGAAAAAUAAGUUAAAUACACAAGCACUUAGAACAGAAAUGUCAUAGUCCUUUCAGUGUCAUUCUGAAAACACUGUACUCUGCACAGUUUCUACACCAGAGACAACAAAUUGAAACACAACUCAUGUAUCUGGUAAAGGCAACUCUUUUUAGAUUUAAAAUCCACCUUUUAACAAUUGCUAAACAAUUUUAAUAUUUUUAAAGCUUUAUUGAAAUAUAAUUCAACUGCUAUAAAAUUAGUAUACAUAGCUCAGUGCUAGAUCAUUUGCUUAGCAGGCAUGAGACCAUGAGUUUCAUCUCUUGUACCACGAAAGUAAGGAAUGCAUGAAGUCUAUGUGCUGUUUCAUGAUUUUAGUGUGUUCACAGAGUUGGGAAGCUAUCAUCACGAUCUUAAGUUUUAGUCCCACUGCUGCCAACAACACCCAGUUUCCACUUGUACUUACUCCCCAGUUCCAUCCUUUAGUCCUAAACAGCAGCCAAUACAGCACAGUAAGUGGGAGGCCUAUGGUACGUUUGUGGGAGAGCAUCUACAUCUAUAAUAGAAAAGAGAAGUCUAAAGACUUAGAGCAUACCAGUGACUUUCUGUGGUAAAUAAAACAAAGUGAAUCAGUUAAAACACCCACAUACCAUGGCUGUGUGCAUGUGUGGAGGUCAGAAGGCAACCUUGGUUCUCACCUUUCACCUUGUUCAAGGCAGGGUUCUUUCGUUGUUUUCCCACUAUGUGUGCUGGUUAGCUGGUCCCUGAACUUCCAGGGAUUCUACUGUUUCUACCUUUCAUCUCACAAUAGGACCCCUGGGAUUACAGAUGCUUUCCAUAUCUGUCCGUCCAGAGAUUCAAACUCAAGCCAUCACAUUUGGAUGGCAAGCGAUUUUUACCCACUGAGCCAUCUCCCCAGUCAAGUUAAAACCUUUUUUUAUUAUGUAAGUAACAUAAUGUUAUCAAAGUCACUGUUUACUGCUUCUCUAGUCCUCUGUAUAAAAAUCCUAAACAGUAGGUUGUAAGUAGCCUUAAGAUAGGUAGCUCUAAAUAAGUGAAAUAGUAGCUAUAAGAUAGUUACAUUAACUCUCAUUAUUAUCAUUAUUAAGUCUUCCUGACUUAAUCAUGUCUGCAUGAUCUACCAAAAUGUUAACAGAUCUCUUAUGAACAUUUUACAGUAAUCAAACUGCUUAAAGUUCCCAGGUUUUGCCUUUUUUGUUUAAGUGAAAUUUGGUGCUGACCUUGUUCUUGACUUCCAUAUCCACAGUUAGUGCUGAGCACUCCCUUGGGAGUGACAGGCAGGCUUGUAAGCACCUGUAAUGGAUGCGCCUGCACAUGCAGCUGCGUCUCAUUUUGGUUUCCUCUCUUUUUUUUUUUAUUAAUCAUUCCAUUCAUUUACAUCUCAUGAUACUCUUCUUCCUGGUUAGCCCUCCACAAGCCCCAUCCCAUCUGUCCUCUACCCCUACCCCUUUGCCUCUAGGACAGUGCUCCUCCACCCACCCACUCUCACCCAACUUCCACUCUUCUACUAGCAGUUUCCUUCCUUUCUUUCCGUUCAUCCAUGUUCUCCUUCCUUCCUUCCUUUGUUUAGUUUGGUUUUCAGGUAAGGUCUCACUGUAUAUUCCAGGCUGGCCUGGAGCUUACUCUAUAGAUAGCCAUGGUUGGUCUUGACCUCCCAGCAAUCGUCCUGCCUCAAACUCCCAAGUGCCAUUCAGGCACGAAUCACCCUGCCUGCCUUUUAAAGACAUUUUGAGAUAAAGAUCAUGUGUAAUGUUGUAAGCAUUCUAAUACACACACACACACACACACACACACACACACACACACACAAACAAGACAGGGUCUCAUAAUAUAGGUCUGUCUGUCCUGAAACUCACUAUGUAGACCAAGCUAGCCUCAAACUCACAGAUACCCUGCUACCUCUGUCUUCCCUUCCCUCCCAAGUGCUAGGGUUAAACACGUGUGGCAUUACUCCUAACACGUUUUUCCUACUAGCUAUAAUCAUGUCCCAGUAAAGUUCGUCGUCUUCAAUACUGUUGCUGCGAUACUGUCAUUGCACAAACUUAGUUUUCAAUUCAUUGAAUAGUAUAUACUGGGUCUUGAUAAUUAUUAUGCCUUAAUAUAGAAGCAAUCUGUUAAAAAAUUUGUUAAUUAAUUUGCAGUUGGUAAGUUGGCAUUGUUUUUGUUUCUGUAUGUCUUAACCUACUUCCUUCUCAUUUUCUCUUUAGGUUAGCAUUCAAUCCUCUUGUCUUAGCACUUAACCAUAGUCUUCUUUAUACAGCUGACUAGGGUGUGCGCGUGCGUGUGUGUGUGUGUGUGUGUGUGUGUGUUUUACUUUUUGUGAGGGAGAGAGGAUCUUAUGUAAUCAAAUUGUUCUUGAACUCACUAGUAACAGAGGCUGCCCUUGGACUCCUGACUCCACCUCCCAUGUGCAACUAAUUCCAACAUUCAUGUCUGUUUUAAACAUCUUAUAUCACCAUCGUAAAAUUUUCCAAGUCUGUCAUAAAGCAUGGACCAUUGCUUGCUAUCCGAUUAUGUUACAUUCUUGACUUCCAUAGUGCUGUUUCCCUCGGGAUUUUUCUUUUUAGGACAAAGCUUUCUUUGACAUGUGUUCUUCCUCACUUUUCUCCAUUUCCGGUUAGCCUGAGUGUACUGAUAGAGAGAAGCCGUAAAUUAUCUCAGCAUACUCUCUUGCAUGUCAAAUCUUUUUCUUUUCUGUUAUGUUUUCCCAGUAGGCAUAUACCCUGUUUUUUUUUUCACAAUUCUGUGCUUUUUGUAGAAUUAUACUUCUCUCCCAACCCCAGGUUCCCCCCCUUCUGUGUGUAUGUGUGUAAGUUUUAUUGCAUGACCAUAUAUGGGAGAGUCACACGUAGGCAAAGUACAACUUGGUGGAGUUGUCUUCUGUCUGACCUUUACUGUUACAUUGCUCGUCAGGAUUUAAGUCAAGCCACAGACUUUGUGGAAUAGGUGCCUGUACCUACCAAGCUCGCUCGCGUGCUCUCUCUCUCUCCCUGGUUUCUCUUGGUUGUUACUUAUCUUUCACUUUUAGCUCAUCUGCUAACUCACUCUUGGCAUUCUUGUACAUUCUGCAAUCAAUGUAUGUGCUGUAUUCAUUCAGAUACUGCUUUCUAAACCUAUGUAACCUAAAACCAGUAGAAUGGGAUUGAUCCCUGAGCAAGUGGUCUCCUUUUAUUUUUUUGAAGCAAGGUUCUUAAACUCACCUGGAAGUUGCCAUCUUCUUGCCCCAGACUCUUGAUUGCCAGGAUUACAGGAGUGUGUUUUUAGAUCCACCUAAAGUCUCCUCUUGGAAGCUUUACAGACAGGUGCUCCUAGACAGUGACAAAGUUUCACAUAUCUAGAAUGAGAUGAAUAAUUGAACUCACAAAUGUCUGCCAUUGUGAAAUAAGAUUAGACCUUUAAUUUUAUGUUUCAAUUGUAUCAAGUUAAGCAUUACCUCAGGGAAGGUAAGUUUCAUCAUUUUGUUUAUGCUGGCCAUGCUUCAGGAAUAUUAUAGACUUGAAGUCUAUACUGCAGUCUCACUUUAUUUUGUCCUAUUUUAUUUUAUUUUAUUUUUCAAGAUAGGGAUUCUCUAUAUCAACCACUACUGUCCUGGAAUUUGCUCUGUAGUCCGGACUUGUCUUGAACUCAUGGAGAACUGCCUGCCUCUGCCUCCAGAGUAUUGGGAAUAAAGGUGUGUGCACCACCUCUGCCCAGCCUGAAAUUUCUUACUGAUGGGAAGGACUCAUAUUCUCAAAGGCAACCCCAUUCAUCGUGUAGUGACUGCACUUGACUUUUAAAGCUCAUUUAUUUGUGGUGCUAUAAUGUUUUGGUUUUGAGGCAGCCAGAGGGCUCGUCAGGUAAAACCACUUGCUGCAAACCUGAUGCCCUGUUUUUUGUCUUUUUGGAGUCCAUGUGAUAACAGGAGAACAUUGGCUCCUGAAAGUUGUUCUCUGACCUCCACACAUGUACUAUGGCACAUACACUGACCUGAACACACACACACACACACACACACACACACACACACUUUAAAAUGCAAAAAAUAAGUAAAAUGUAUUAAGUAUAUACAUUGGCCUUAAUUCCACUGUAAAGGUACAUUGAAUUUGGAUUUCUUUCCCACAUGUCAACCUUCCUUUCUUUUGGGAUAGUCUUGUUUCUUCCAACUAUUCCUCAUAUUCUAUUGUCUUGAAUGUUCUUCUAAGGACAUGAAAAUUGUCAGUGUCUCUCCUAAAGUGUGUUUGGAAUUGGACGUAAUCUUCAUAAUGUAGCUGAAUUGGACAUGAGUGUUCCACAUCUGGACAGUAACGUAGUCUGAAGGCUGUGGGGUUUUUCUGCAGUCACGUAAUGUUGGCUGUAAUGAAUUUGCAAUUAACUAAAAUCCCAAUGUUUUUAAACUGGAAGUUCGCCUUUAUGUGACUUCAUUCUAAAUCACUUGUUCGUUUCCCUAGUUAUUUAAUACUUUUUGGGGGGGGGGUGGAGACAGGGUUUCUCUGUAGCCCUGGCUGUCCUGGAACUCACUUUGUAGACCAGGCUGGCUUUGAACUCAGAAAUCCGCCUGCCUCUGCCUCCCGAGUGCUGGGGUUAAAGGUGUGUGCCACCAUGUCCGGCUUUAAUACCUUUUUAAAAAAUAUAUAUAAACUUGAAUAUUUCUGUAGUAGGUUUCAUCUCACUAGCUUAUCAAGUAGCCUUUUUCUUCUUUGAAUAUUUUCUAUCAUUAUCCAGCUUAUGCUGAUUCAAUAAAGAACUUUGAACAUUAUUGUCAGAAUGUUUUCAAACAUCUGGAAAAAUGACACAAAAGUAUCUAAAAUUGUAUUCCAAAAAAAUUUCUCAGAGAUAGAUAAAAGUCAGCUCUUCAGAGAUAUGUGAAUACUAGUGAAAAUUGGCAAAGCCACACAACCCUGAAGGAUAUUGUCAUUUUUCAAGUGAGGCGUUUUUUAACAUUACUCAAAGGGAAUUGAUAUUCUAAGACAUACUGUGCUUAUAUAUAUAAUGCCCAAAGUUCUGUAUAAAUCUUCCCAAGAUCUCAAAAACAAGACAUCGUCACCAUUCUGGUCUUUUGUUUGUUUGCUUUUUUCAGACAGGGUCUCAUUAUGUGGCCCAGGCUGGUUGGUUUCUAAUCCAGUGUCCCAUGCCUCAGCUCCCUAAGUCCCUAAAUGUACUAUUAUAUAUAUAUAUAAAACACACAUACACACACACAUGAUCCAACAUUUUCAUAAGUCAUUUUAUUUUUAUUUCAUGUGCAUUAGUAUUUUGCCUGCAUGUAUGUCUGUUUGAGGGUGUUGGAUUCCCUGGAACUGGAGUUACAGACAACUGUGAACUGCCAUGUGGGUAAUAGGAAUUGAAUGAACCCAGGUCCUCUGAAAGAGCAGCCAAUACUCUUAACUGUUGAGCUAUCUCUCCAGCCCUUAAAAAUAUUUUUAAUUGACAGCAGUACUUAUAUAAGAGUAUGGGAUACAACAUGGUAUUUCACUACAUGGUAAAUAUAUGUUAAAUAAGAUCAAAGUAAUUUUCAUUGUCUUCUUCAGACUUGUUUAUAUUUUUGCAUUGAAAAUAUUCAAAACUUGUCUGUUAACUAUUUUAAAGUAGUCAGUUAAUUCUUGUCAAUCAUAGUUUUCCUAGUUUACUACAUACCAUUUAGUAAUGAGGGCCAGGUCAGUGGCUCAAUGGCUAAAGCAUAUACUAUGCAAGCAUAUACUAUGCAAGCAUAUACUAUGCAAGCAUAUAGAGGACCCGAGUUUUCAUUCUUAGGACCCAAGGAAAUGGUGGUUGGGCAUGGUGGUGUACCCCUAAAUCCAGUAGGAGACAGGAUCUCCAGAGCAAGCUGUCUAGCUGACUAGACAUGUCAGUGAGAUCUAGGUUUUAUUUAGAGAUCUUGUCUCCACGAGUAAGAUGCACCGAAAAUUUGGGGUGAUUUCCAACAUCAACCUUGGACUUCCACAUGCACAGGCCUGCUCCUAUACAUAUUUAACACACACACACACACACACACACACACACACACACACACGGGGAAAAAAAAGUUCUGUAUCGUGCAGGGCUUAGUGGUACAUGCAUGUAAUCCCAGGAGUGUGGAGGUUUAGGCAGUAAAUAUGAGGCCAGCCUGGGUUACACAGUGAACUCAAAACAAAGGAGAACACUGUAAGUUACUUCUGUUCAGCUAGAGCACCCUUAUUUAUGCCCAUUGACCGUCCUAGUUCCAUUCAGUCUCCCUUCAUCCAGGUUCCCUUAACUGCUGUGCUGUGAGGUUAACCUUUUAGCUUCCACAUAUAUACCUAACACGUUCCCUUUCACAUAAUGUCAUUCAUUUCUAUUUGUGUUGCUGCCAGUGGCAGAAUUCUAAUCUUUUUAAGGCUAAAUAUUAUAUUAUGUGAAUAUACUACUUUUUUUGUCCAUUCAGCAACAGUCAGCUAAAGCUGAUUACACAUACACACAGUACUAUAACAAAUGUGCACAUGCAGGUGUCUCUUCAACAUACUGCUUUCCUUAGCCUGGAUGUAUGCCCAGUGGUGAGACUGCUGGAUCCUGUUUUAGAGCUGCCUUUGCUUUGUUUUGACGUUGUGUAUCGUAGGCUGGCCUAAAACCUUGUUAUGGAGCUGAGAAUGAGCUUGCCAUUCUGAUCCUCUCACUUCUACCUCCUGAGUUCUGAGAUUAUAGAUGUACUGCCACACCCAGUUUUUGUAGUGCUGAGGAUUAAACCCAGGCCUUGAGCAUCUAAAAAGGUGGACAAGUCCUAUUUUCCAGAGAAGAUGACUUUUAACAGUUUUGAAGGAACUAGAACUUUUGUACUUGCAGACACCAAUAAGGAUGAAGAAUUUGUAGAAGAGUUUAAUAGAUUAAAAACAUUUGCUAACUUCCCAAGUAGUAGUCCUGUUUCAGCAUCAACAUUGGCGCGAGCUGGGUUUCUUUAUACCGGUGAAGGAGACACCGUGCAAUGUUUCAGUUGUCAUGCGGCAAUAGAUAGAUGGCAGUAUGGAGACUCAGCUGUUGGAAGACACAGGAGAAUAUCCCCAAAUUGCAGAUUUAUCAAUGGUUUUUAUUUUGAAAAUGGUGCUGCACAGUCUACAAAUCCUGGUAUCCAAAAUGGCCAGUACAAAUCUGAAAACUGUGUGGGAAAUAGAAAUCCUUUUGCCCCUGACAGGCCACCUGAGACUCAUGCUGAUUAUCUCUUGAGAACUGGACAGGUUGUAGAUAUUUCAGACACCAUAUACCCGAGGAACCCUGCCAUGUGUAGUGAAGAAGCCAGAUUGAAGUCAUUUCAGAACUGGCCGGACUAUGCUCAUUUAACCCCCAGAGAGUUAGCUAGUGCUGGCCUCUACUACACAGGGGCUGAUGAUCAAGUGCAAUGCUUUUGUUGUGGGGGAAAACUGAAAAAUUGGGAACCCUGUGAUCGUGCCUGGUCAGAACACAGGAGACACUUUCCCAAUUGCUUUUUUGUUUUGGGCCGGAACGUUAAUGUUCGAAGUGAAUCUGGUGUGAGUUCUGAUAGGAAUUUCCCAAAUUCAACAAACUCUCCAAGAAAUCCAGCCAUGGCAGAAUAUGAAGCACGGAUCGUUACUUUUGGAACAUGGACAUCCUCAGUUAACAAGGAGCAGCUUGCAAGAGCUGGAUUUUAUGCUUUAGGUGAAGGCGAUAAAGUGAAGUGCUUUCACUGUGGAGGAGGGCUCACGGAUUGGAAGCCAAGUGAAGACCCUUGGGAACAGCAUGCGAAGUGGUACCCAGGGUGCAAAUACCUAUUGGAUGAGAAGGGGCAAGAAUAUAUAAAUAAUAUUCAUUUAACCCAUUCACUUGAGGAAUCUUUGGGAAGAACUGCUGAAAAAACACCAUCGCUAACUAAAAAAAUCGAUGAUACCAUCUUCCAGAAUCCUAUGGUGCAAGAAGCUAUACGAAUGGGAUUUAGCUUCAAGGACAUUAAGAAAACAAUGGAAGAAAAAAUCCAAACAUCCGGGAGCAGCUAUCUAUCACUUGAGGUCCUGAUUGCAGAUCUUGUGAGUGCUCAGAAAGAUAAUACGGAGGAUGAGUCAAGUCAAACUUCAUUGCAGAAAGACAUUAGUACUGAAGAGCAGCUAAGGCGCCUACAAGAGGAGAAGCUUUGCAAAAUCUGUAUGGAUAGAAAUAUUGCUAUCGUUUUUGUUCCUUGUGGACAUCUGGUCACUUGUAAACAGUGUGCAGAAGCAGUUGACAAAUGUCCCAUGUGCUACACCGUCAUUACGUUCAAGCAAAAAAUUUUUAUGUCUUAGUGGGGCACCACAUGUUAUGUUCUUCUUGCUCUAAUUGAAUGUGUGAUGGGAGCGAACUUUAAGUAAUCUGCAUUGCAUUCCAUUAGCAUCUGCUGUUUCCAAAUGGAGACCAAUGCUAACAGCACUGUUUCCGUCUAAACAUUCAAUUUCUGGAUCUUUCGAGUUAUCAGCUGUAUCAUUUAGCCAGUGUUUUACUCGAUUGAAACCUUAGACAGAGAAGCAUUUUAUAGCUUUUCACAUGUAUAUUGGUAGUACACUGACUUGAUUUCUAUAUGUAAGUGAAUUCAUCACCUGCAUGUUUCAUGCCUUUUGCAUAAGCUUAACAAAUGGAGUGUUCUGUAUAAGCAUGGAGAUGUGAUGGAAUCUGCCCAAUGACUUUAAUUGGCUUAUUGUAAACACGGAAAGAACUGCCCCACGCUGCUGGGAGGAUAAAGAUUGUUUUAGAUGCUCACUUCUGUGUUUUAGGAUUCUGCCCAUUUACUUGGAAUUUAUUGGAGUUAUAAAUGUACUUAUAUGAGUAUUUUUAAGUGAUUUCGUCAUCUCCUAAAAGAUAUUGAAUGGUAGACUACCAUCUAACCAGCAUGUACUGACAUGGAAAGGCAACACAGAUAUAGUUAAGUGUAAAAUACAAAUGGCAAAACACUGUAUCUAGUUGGAGCCAAAUCAGCUUGUGUGUAUUUUGUAUCUGUACAGGACAAAAAGGUUUGAAAAUAUAAGUAUCACACUCUUAAAUGUAUUUUUUCUUCAGGGGGUGGGGGGUGGGUCUUAGAGGGGCUUAUAGAGCCCUUCACUUUAUUUUUUCAUUUUUUUCUGUUUAAAGGUUUUAUAAGUAUGUAUUACUUUUAUAAUCAGAGUUCUUAGUAAAUAUGUUGCUGAUUUAAAGGCUUAGGCAUGUUCAAACGUCUGCAAAACUACUUAUCGCUCAGUUUUAGUUUUUCUAAUCCAGGAAGGCAGGCCAGUUAACUUUUCUGGUGCCAAUGUGAACUUUAAAUGUUUUUAUUUUACCUGCUUUGUGGAUGAAAAAUAUUUCUGAGUGGUAGUUUUCUGACAGGUAGAUCAUGUCUUUUUAUCUUGUUUCAAAAUAACUAUUUCUGAUUUUGUAAAAUGAAAUAUAAAAUAUGUCUCAGAUCUUCCAAUUAAUUAGUAAGGAUUCACCCUUAAUCCUUGCUAGUUGAAGCCUGCCUAAGUCACUUUACUAAAAGAUCUUUGUUAACCCAGUAUUGUAACCAUCUGUCCGCUUACGUAGGUAAAUGUAGACGCCUGGUGUAUAUGGCUUGUAGUUUUAGUGUUGGCUCUCCGUGUUGAGAUUCUUUCUCAGUGUCAUUCUGUGUCCUACAAGUUUCAUGUAGGUUUCGAUGUUAGGAUGGUUAAGAUGUAUAUAGUACAAAAUGUUCAGUCUUUGAUUGUUUUAUGUUUGUUUGUUUUCAUGACUAGUAAUGGUAGUGGAUACUUUAAAAAUAUUUUCUGAAGAUCCUUAAAACCUUGGAAAUUGUAACAUACUGAGAAGAGUGGUUGUUUGAAUAUUUUUAACAACUUGUAUAAGUCAAUAUGAAUACAAUCAAAAGCUAAAGUGCUUCAUAGAACACGGGAUUUACCUUAAGUAAUUAUCAUGAGAGACCUCUUGUAAAGACUGGUCUAUUUUACUACAGAGAACAGUUUGAGAGUGAAACUGUUACAAUUUAGACUUUUUGUUGUAUUUUCUAAGAGAAAGAGUAUUGUUAGGUUCUCCUAACCUCUGUUGACUACUAUGGUAAGUGAUGUUAUUUUAAUUGCAAAUUUAAAUAGAAACCAACAGAAUUAAGUAACUGACUGUCUCUCUCUCUCUCUCUCUCUCUGUCUUCUUCAUGAAAAUCCUUAGUUCUGUAUACUGCCUUCUGCUUAGAUUUAGUUAUAUGAUCAUUAGGUUACAUUUGAUCUAAGUUGACUAAGAUUUCAAUUUCAAUUUAUAUUUCAAGCAUUCUGCCAGGGAAUAGUUUUAAAAAUUGUUUCCAAGGCACUUCAGGUACAAGUCAUAUAGGUAGUUUGUUUAAUCUAGUCCUUAGCCUAGGACUCAAGGACUGAAUGUUUUCAAAUAACACUUUUCUUGUUCUCAGAGCCUCAGUUCAUUAAAACUCUUUUAAAACCUGUGUGCUGAGAGUUAAGCAAGACCUCUUUUCUUGUCUUCAUGAGUUGCGAAAUUGAAUUCAUGGAGCUGAUGUGGCUAACAAGUUUAUUUUAGGAAUUGUUUAGAAAAUGCUGUUGCUUCGGGUUCUUAAAAUCACAGCACUCCAACUCUAAUCAAAUUAUUGGAGACUUAGCAGAGCUGGUCUGAAAUCACACUAAAAAAAAAAAGGUACUGGAUCCUUUCCAGUAUGGUUGUGUAAAAAAUGGUCACUCGGAAGGUCACAGAAUAACCGGCUCUGAAUCACCACCCCUGAGAGAGUUCAGUGUCUGCGUGCUGAUGGUCUUUUGCUGUAUAAAGUUCAUUCUAGAAUUUUGAAGUAACCACCCGUUUUACUACAUAUUAGUCAUGUGAAUUUUGAAGUUAUUUUGUAAUAGUUACUUUCAUUUGUUAUUUACUGUGUUGAUCAAGAUGUGUGUGAGUGUUUAGCAUUUAUUAAAGUAUUGUCUUUCCUCCUAGACUUUUGCCUCUUCCUGUAGUUAGGGGUAGAGGUGAGGUGAGUGGAGUGACUACAAUGUGAUUCGCUGGGGUAGGACAGUUUGUUGUCUUGUUAGUCACAGUGUGUUGCUCUGUUUUUUAUUUUAGUAAGAUUUAUAUUUUGAGCUCUCUGAAUGGAAAGUGCCACUGCAACCUUAGCUGCAUGCAUUGUUCCCAUUAGACCUAAGUCUUCCUGGACUUCUGAGUCCCCAGAUACUGGAUAAAGGAAGAGGAGAGAUGGAGUAGCCUGUCUGUCACUGCUAUGAGAGAAGCAAGAAAGUGGGUAGAGAAAUACUUCACAUUUUAGUCACAUCUUCUCUUUUUAAAAAGGUAGCCAUCAGUGAAGGAAAGAACUAGUCAAAAAUAGGCUUGACAACCUGAAUUCAGAUCCCCAGAACGGGCAUAAAAGCAGCCAGGUCAUGGUUAGUGCACUCCUUUAAUCCCAGCAUUUGGGAGGCAGGGGUAGACAUAUCUGGGUUUGAAGCCAGCCUGAUCUACAGAGUGAGUUCCAGGACAGGGAACCCUGUCUUAUUCAUAAAAGAAAACAAAACAAACAAAAAGCUGAGCGCACUAGCCCAAGCACCUGUAAUCCCAGAAUGCCUACAUGAAACAGGAAGUAGCUAGGAGAAUGCCCCAAAGCUCAUGGUCAGUUAAUGGCUUAUGUAUUAAUGAAGAGGCACCAUGGUAAACAAAGUGGGAAGGUGAGAGCCCACCAACAUCCACAAGUUAUCUGCUGCCUCCACACAUGUAACAUGGCAGGUAACCACUUACACCCAGACACAUACACAAAAGAGAGAAGACCAAGAGUGUUAACACAAGAACAUCUUAUAUACUCUUAAGUGUUAACUCUCAUCCUACAACUUAGAAUCCUCCAUGGCUUUGUCUUGAUGGAAGAUCUUAGACUAAAGCUUAAAAGAGGCCCAGAACUAUUACUCAGUUAAGAGUACUUGCUGCUUUUUCAGAGGACUUAGGUUCAGUUCCCAGCACCCACAUGGACAAAGACACAUGUAGCUCUGGUGCCCUCUUUUGGCCUUCAGGGGUGCAUGCAUGUGUGUAUACAUACACAGUCAUACACAAGUACACAUAAAAUAAAAGUAAUCUUUAAAGCUUAAAUGAAACUCUUUAUGUUAACUUUUACUCACUAUUAUUUGUUUCUCUGGAUGCUUCUUGUAACAAAGCUAUAAAUUGUAAUAAAUAGUUCAACCCUUUAAAAAUAUUUAAAUUACCUUUUCAAAAAUUAGAGAAAGUAUUCUUACUAAAUUCAGUCGAAUUUUUUCCAAUAGAAACAGUCAACUUAUUACCAUCUUAAUAUUUUAGUUUGGCUCUGAAACAUUUAGUGCAAUGUAGAUUUCUUCCUUAUAUAAUAAAAUCACUGACUAUCAGAGCUAGAAAUGACCUUAGAAAGUCACUUAUUCACACUACCACCACCACCUUCAUUUUAUUGUUGAGGCAACUUAAAGGAAAGGUGAUUGGCCCGAAGCUAUAUAGCUGAUUAGUGAUAGAUUCCUUACUGGAAGUCUCAGGUGUUUGUCAACUCUUCAUUCUAUUACACUCUUAUCAGGGCACAGUAAGUGGUGCUUUGUAGUUUCUACAGUAAGACGGUUGCUGAUACUUUCAAAUUAAACAAUAUGACAGUAAUGCUUGAGUGGUAAAGUUCUCUUUUGGAGGCUGAAAUUUGCAGAUGUGAGUACAGCUGUUUGGCAUUUACUAUGUGCUUAUGUAUUAUUAAUGAGCAUUUAAGAUUACUCUGUAAGUAUAUUUUAUCACUGUCUAUACUUACCAACAAAUUUGCAUUUUGAUGUAAUAAUGGCUUUCGUGUAAUUUCUGUUUUGGCAUUUUUGUUAUACUUUACCUGAAAAAAAAAAA